This is a messenger RNA of Cajanus cajan (pigeon pea), 4220 nucleotides long. NCBI's taxonomy places the organism in Eukaryota, Viridiplantae, Streptophyta, Magnoliopsida, Fabales, Fabaceae. The record is from RefSeq and is a predicted model, not a curated record.
UCGUGCGAGAAAAUUCCCUUAUAUAGAGAUUGAAUAUCGUCCAUGACCAUUAUGAACAAAAGCGAGAUAUGCUCCCGCCAUGCUCGCCUGCACCUUCAUACCAUAAGCAGACUCAAGUCAAUAAAACGACCCACUUCUCUUCUCUUCUCUUCUCUUAUACUCACACCGCAUUUCAUUUCAAUAAUAAAAAAAAUUAAAAAUUAAAAAUGCAUCGAAUCGGUUUCAGAACGCGACCCCUUCUUCGCUUCUCUCGCCCUCGCACCAUUUUCUCUUCAACAAAACCUAUCAUCAAUUCAGCAAAUAAAAACCUACAAAAUCCCCAAACUGCCCCUCCACCACUUCCCGAUCACCGCCACGCGCUCUCUCCUAUCGCUUCGCAAUCCCAUUCUCGCGCCUCCCUCCUCGCUCUCUCCGCCGCCGCAAUCUCCGCCCUCCUCGCCUCCGCCGCGCUCCUCUCCGACUCCGACCACCGCGGAGCCGCCAAUCCCCUCUACGAGGGCGCGGAGCGCGUCGCGCGCAAGGCCGCGGACUCCUUCGACCGGCUCUUCCACCACGCCAAGCGCACCGGCGUCGCCGCCGCUGUCCUAUGGCAGUCGCUGCGCUCGGUGCUGUCUUCGGCGAACCACGAGGUCCGCUCCGGCUUCGAGAUUCGCGUCGCGGCCUUGCUCGCCGACAUCGCCGCCGCGAACUCAGGCCGCAGGGCCGCCAUCGUCGGGGGAGGCGGGGGCGCUGUGGUGGACUGGCUGCUGGGGCCCGUGGCGGUGGCGAAGGACGGCGGCGGCACUCAGGCGGAGUCGGCGAGGGCGCUGGCGUAUCUGAUUGCGGACCCUAACGUGUCCGCGGCGGUGCUUGGUCGGCCUCACGCGGUGCCGAAUCUUCUGAGGUUCAUCUUCUCGUGCCAGCCUCGGCGUUCAAAGAAUAAGAAGCAGCACUCAAGACGUAGUGCAUUUGAUAUUUCUGAUUCUUUGAAAGGCAGGAGCAUGCUUGUGGCUUCCAUCAUGGAUAUCGUUACGUCCAGCUGUGACAAUGCAGAAGAGGUAUCUUUUAAGCCAUCAUUGCCUGGAAAUGCUGAAACCAGAGACAUUGCUGCAGCCCUACAAGUUAUCGAGGAAGGGGGUUUGCAUUUGGAUGAGCCACCCGAUGGUGGAGAUGAUGAUGGUGGAACAAGAGGGAGAGGUAUUGGAAUCAAGAUACUUGAAGGUACCCCAGUUUUAGGGCUUUCAAGGACCAACAGUGAUGCUUGUCAUGAAGAACUGAAGCAUCAAACUCCUAAAACUCUCAUAUAUCAAAAUAAGUAUGACAAUUCGCUGGAACAAAAGAGUAUGUCUUCUGCUGUUGUUCCUGGCCUAUGGGACGAUUUACACUGUGAACAUGUUGCUGUUCCUUUUGCCACCUGGGCAUUGGCAAAUUGGGCAACGGCAUCACAGUUGAAUAGAUCUCAUAUUCAAGAACUGGAUCGAGAUGGAAAUGCUGUCAUGUCUGCUUUAAUGGCACCUGAGAGAUCUGUAAAAUGGCAUGCAAGUUUGGUGGUGUGGUUGCUAUUAGAAGAUCGGAAUACACCUUUGAAUGAAUCCGUUUCUGAUUGGGCUUCCAGUCUUCUUUCUACUAUAUCUCAGGCAUGCAAGCAUGAAGAUGUUUCUUUGGCUCAGGUAGCUUUCUCUGCCUUUCUCUUAUCUGUUGAGAGGAGCCCUGGAGUGCAGAAGAUAGUGAUGGAGGAGGGUCUUAAUCCAAUGAGAGACAUUGCCAAGCAGAUGACAAAGCAUAAGCAAGUGCAAGAAGCAAUGGCAAAGGCAUUAGAGCUACUUUGUACUGGUGAGCUGCAUUUGUCUCUUGAAGAGAGUCAAAAAUGGUCAGGAAUUCUUCUUCCUUGGGUUUUUGGAACAUUUUCCUCUGAUACUAUACGAUCUUCAGCCAUAAAGAUUCUUUCUCAGAUCUUGGAAGACUAUGGACCAACAUCUGUACCACUUUCUCAAGGAUGGUUAGCCAUGAUGCUAUCUGAAGUACAUAGUUCCAUCAAGAAAUCAAAUGAUAAAAGAACCAGUCAACCUAAGAGUGAUAAUGUAAAGACGUUAAUCAAUAAUGCAAAUAUUGCUAAUGCUGCACAAGUUGCGAAUCAACUAUCUAGUGCUGUUGUUAAUCUGGCAGCUAAACAAUUGGGAAUUACAUCUAGUACUGGGGAUACAAACCCACUGGCUGAUUUUCUGUCUCUGGGACCUUUAGCAGGACCAUUUAAAAAUUUAAAAAAAGAUAAUCUGCCUAAAUUAGAUGCUGCAGAUUCUGCCGUGGCAACCCUAAAAGGAAUUAAAGCUCUGACUGAAGUUUGUGCCGAAGACUCUCUGUGUCAGGACAUGAUAGUUGAUUUUGGGAUUUUAUGUUUGCUGAGGCGCUUCUUGUUGAGUGAUGAUUAUGAGAAAUUGGCUGCUAUUGAGGCUUAUGAUGCAUCAUCUAGAGCACAUGAGAGGAAGGAGCAGAUAUCAAAUGAAGACAGGGAACCAGCUAUAUCAGAUGUAAAUGAUCCAGCUAGUGUCCGUGUUCCACCUACCGCUCAUAUCCGCAAGCAUGCAGCUCGGUUGUUGACCAUCCUCUCACUGCUUCCCAAAGUCAAGAAGGUCAUCACAGCUGAUGAAACUUGGUGCAAAUGGCUUGAUGAUUGUGCUAAUGGGAGGAUUCCAGGUUGCAGUGACCUUAAAAUGCAAAGCUAUGCCAGGGCAGCACUUUUAAAUAUGUCUUGCAAUGACCAGCCUAAUGGAAAGUCUGAAAGUGGAAGUGGAGGCCUUUCUGAUGGUGGUGUAAAAAAUUAUAGGAACUUAUGUCCUCGGUAUGAUGACAUGAUAUUCUUGAUAAAUUCUCAUCUUCCUCACUGGAAAUAUCCCAAAGAAACAGAUAAACAAGAAGCUUUCUCAGAGGAGAUAUCUCUGGUUACUUAUGCUGAUACCGAGGAUGGAACAGAAUCCUGGAAUGACAGCAACUGCUCUAUUUCUUAUGAUUCAACUAAAAGCAACCCAGAUGAAAAUUGUCCUCUACUAGACAUAGUUUUUGUCCACGGACUCCGUGGUGGGCCUUACAAAACUUGGCGGAUAGCUGAGGAAAAAUCCUCAACUUCAUCACCUUUGGUGGAGAAGAUUGAUGAGGAAGCUGGAAAGCUUGGAACCUUUUGGCCUGGUGAAUGGCUUUCCAGUGAUUUUCCCGAGGCUCGGAUGUUUACCCUAAAAUACAAGACUAAUCUCACACAGUGGUCUGGAGCUAGCUUGCCUCUUCAGGAAGUUAGUUCUAUGCUAUUGGAUAAGCUUGUUGCAGCAGGAAUUGGGAAUCGACCUGUUGUUUUUGUUACUCACAGUAUGGGAGGCCUGGUUGUGAAGCAGAUUCUUCAUAAAGCAAAGGAUGAAAGAUUUGAUAAUCUUGUGAAAAAUACAAUAGGAAUUGUUUUUUAUAGCUGCCCACAUUUUGGUAGCAAACUUGCAGAUAUGCCUUGGCGAAUGGGUUUUGUACUCCGUCCUGCUCCAACAAUAGGAGAGCUAAGAAGUGGAUCUUCAAGACUAAUAGAGCUGAAUGACUAUAUUCGUCACCUUCAUAAGAAAGGGUUACUUGACGUCCUCAGCUUUUGUGAGACCAAGGUAACUCCAAUAGUUGAAGGUUAUGGUGGAUGGGCCUUCCGUACAGAAAUAGUACCAAUUGAGUCAGCUUAUCCUGGAUUUGGGGAAUUAGUUGUAUUGGAGUCAACAGAUCAUAUAAAUUCGUGCAAACCAGUGAGCCGUUUAGACCCUUCUUAUACGGAGACAUUAAAGUUCUUGCAGAAAUUAAAAGCAUGCAAUGGCUGAGCUAGUGUGUUUCCGCGGAAGAUACGUAAAUACCUGUAGAAGAGCUAUAGAUAGAUAUCUGUCAAAUGCAUGGCAAGUCCAUAUAUACUGUGAGUUCUACUUGAUACAACAAAAACACCCUUAUCUCACACAGUAAGAUCGGCUACAUGAUUACUAUUUUAACAUGUAUAAUGAAGCAAGCUUCAAGGUGGACUAACGUGCAAGUCUUCUAUUAGAUAUGGCUUGCCUAAGCUGUACAUUUUUUCAUUCAUCAAUCAUUCAUUUGAUCUAUUAGAUUUCAUGAAUGCUGUAAGGUCACCUGACCCUUAAGGAUUGUAAUCAGGGUCCCUUGUACAUAAAAAAUAGGAAACACAUAUAAGCCAUGUAUAUAUAUUCUUCAUUUAAUCAUAUCUUGUUCUCUCA